UGUGUGUGUGUGUGUUAUGUUUCAGUGAGUGUUGCCUGUGUGAUUGUGCUGGCAAAUGGCUUCUGUUGACACUGUUGACACAUGAUGAAGUGAGAAAAAAAAUGCUUUGCACAUUUAACUUCCUUUUUUUUUUUAAUGAUGGCUUCCACUGUUUUGAUUUCUAAUGAUGUGUUUGUGUGUUGCUCAACAGGGUCGGAUAUUGUGAAGUCCCAGUACAAGCACAGGCCAACGAUGGACUAUAGCCGCACAGACGCCAACCUGGGUUUCUCUGCAAAACUGUCAUCUUAAAACGAGACCCAGUUCGCAGAAUGCUGAGUCCUAUUGUCCCCUAUAGCCUAUUGAAGAUGCACUGGAAUCCGGAGCAUGCCCAGUCCCUCAGCCAGUGGCCGGAGCAGCACUUGGACGUGUCCUCCACGACCUCCUCCCCCGCCCACAAGUCGGAGCUCUACCCCGGACGCGGCCACGGACGCGGCGGCGCCUACAGCUACGCCUGGGCCAACGACGACAUCUCGGCGCUCACCGCCUCCAGCCUGCUCAAGCGAUAUGCCGAGAAGUACUCGGGCAUGCUGGACUCGCCGUACGAUCGGCCCACCGUGGGGGGGUACCCGGACCCGGCCGCCGCCUUCGGUAGCCUGAACGGCCCGAAGAGCGAGCUGGAGCCCUGGCCGCUGACGCACACCUCCGAAGGCUCCUACCCUCAUGACGGCCUGGGGGGCCCCAAGGUGGGGACGCCGUCCUCGGUGGGGCCCCCUGGAGGCUCCUCGGUCAACAGCAACCUGUCAGACUCGGCCUACAGCGGCAGCAGCUCCUGCAGUGGCCCGCACUCAAGCGAAUACCCGCCCACCUAUAACGGCACCUACCUCUCGUCCGGCUACUGCCCGCAGCCCAACUCCGCACUGCCCCCCUCAGCCUCCCUGCAUAGCCUGCAGUCCACGCCCACGCUGGUGCCCAGCUACGCACCCUCCACGCCCGUCUACAACUACUCCCCCAGCACCUACCCCCACCAGACCGGCCUGGCCCCCAGCUACAGCCACCCCGGCUCUCCGUACCUGCCGUCUGGCCUGGCGGCCCCAACCCCGCUCCCCUCGCGCCCCACUGUGGUGGGGGGCAGCUACAGCUACCAGACCCCUGGGCUGGGGGGGGGGUCUGAGUCGGGCGGGGGCUCUCUGAAGAGGAAGGCGUUUGAGAUGAGCCUGGAUGAGGAGGACGGUGGCGACGGCGCCACGCGCUACAGGAAGUACGGCUACGACCCCAUGAAGCCCGCCGACGACUCGCCGUACGGCAGCGACCCCCAGCAGCAGCAGCAGCAGAGUUUCAAGCCCAGCAAGUCAGGAGGGGAGGACGUGGGCAAGUACAAGCCCCUGGUGUCCCCCCAGUACGGCACCUCGGGGGGCGACUACAGCCCCCCGGCGGCCAUGACCGGUGAGAAUGGCGGAGGCAGCGGCGGCGAGCAGGGCUUCUCUCAGCACCGGUCCGGCUCCCUAAAGCGCCCCGGGACCUGCCCCCAGCCCGGGGAGUCUCUGAAGGGUGCGGACCCCCACGUGCUGGAGCUGGUGACGGGCGAGCUGCAGGACUGCGGCCCAGCGCUGCUGUGGGGCGAGCUGGCCGGACACACGCACCUGAAAGCGGCGCUGGAGGAGGAGCUGCUGUGGCCGGCGCUGCGGCCCAACCCGGGGGGCCUGCGCCCGCCCCGGACCGUGCUGCUAUUCGGCCCGCGGGCCGGCGGCAAGACCACGCUGGCGCGCUCGCUGGCCUCGCAGCUGGGAGCCACCCUCUACCGGCUCAGCGGCGCCGCCCUGCUGAGCAAGUGGAAGAGCGACGCCGAGCAGGUGCUGGCCACGCUGCUGGCGGUGGCGUCGGCGCGCGCGCCCUCGCUGCUCUACAUCAGCGAGCUGGAGGCGCUGGAGGAGGCGGACGGCGGCGUGCGGCAGCAGCUGCUGCUGGCGCUGGAGAAGGCGCAGCACGGGCCGGGCCCGGCGCAGCUGUUCCUGGUCUGCUCCACGCGCCGGCCCGACCUGCUCAAAGAGCCGCUGCUGCGCUGCUUCGCCAAGCGCUACCACGUGGGGCUGCCGGACGCGCCGGCGCGCCGCCAGGUGCUGCUGCAGACGCUGGCCGUGCAAGGCUGCGACCUUAGCGAGCGCGAGCUGGCCGCGGUGCUGCAGCGCUCCGAGGGCUUCACCGUCUGCCAGCUGCUGCAGCUGUGCCAGCAGGCCGUGGCGUCCGCCAACACCGCCCCGGGGGGCUCCGCCGGGGGCCUGCACAGCCUCGGCGCGCCCCUCGCCGCCCCCGCCUUCAAAGACUUUGAAAACGCCUUCUGCAAGGUACGCCCACACAGCAGCCCCAAAGAACUGGACACUUGUAUGGAGUGGAGCAAGGUGUACAGCCAUUGAGAAAAAGAGAGAGAGAGAGAGAGAGAGAGAGAGACUCAGCGGGAGAGAGAGAGAGAGAGAGAGACCAGUCAGCCACUGUUUGUUAGCUGGGGGAGGACUGCUAAUCCUAUCUUCUCUUUGCGCUUUAAUGUGCAAAGCCUUGCAGAUUUUUUUUUUUAACUACUUAAUGACAGCCAAAAGAAUGGGGUUAAGAUGGGAGAUUUACGUUGGGUGAGGAGACAUUUGGAUGAUUUGAUUGCGGGAGACAUGAUUUUCCUCCCUUAUGAAUAUACAUAUACUUUAUUUGUUCCCAAAGAAAAAACAAAACAACAUAUUAGGCCUUUUUCUUGGAUAGGGCAAUUUGAGUGGUUUUGGCGACUGACAUGAUAGGUGGUCUGAAUUCUUUACGUCGGGUAUUCACACGAAGUCCGAUUAGCCUCGUUCCUGGACUAAACCUGGAGAUUUAGCCCUUAGAUUACGGAUAAUCAAAUUUAAGAGGAAAAAAAAAAUCCCCACCGAUCGCAACUCUCAGGAUCCUAUUUAUUGCCAGGCCACUCCAGUGACAGUGCAUUUUUUUUUUUAUGUCGUUUUACUUUAAUUGAUCAUUUGGUAUUAAAAGGGCUUAGGAUAUAUUAGAGCAACUUUAUUGUUUUAUCGACCAAAAAAAAAUGAUCAAGAGUAGCGCACAAGGUCAAGAGUACCACAGUGUGUCGCACCUGCCCUUGUUGCAGUAUCUCAAGAUUACACCACUACUUUCCUGUGCGCUUGUCUGACACACACAAACCAUAGAGCGAAACCGUAUUCUACUGAAGCGAGCAAACAUCAGACACUGUAAACCCAUCUGAGAACGCGAUCGAUCAUGUGUGCACUUUUGAUUGUUUUCCAUAGCACGGUCACGUGUGAGUAUAUCUGUCGCACUGACGUUCAGCAACUCAACGCAGCAACUUAACGCAGACCCACCGGACAGCACUGCUGAGCUCAGCCGCGGCAUCUUGUAGAAUGCAGCACAAUGCACACACAUAUACACACACACACACACACACACACAC
Messenger RNA from Clupea harengus (Atlantic herring), 3418 nucleotides. RefSeq names its product fidgetin like 2 (gene fignl2). Bases 309 to 2390 code for a protein of 693 amino acids. The transcript has 2 exons. The record is from RefSeq and is a predicted model, not a curated record. Gene Ontology annotation, molecular function: ATP hydrolysis activity; microtubule severing ATPase activity; ATP binding. NCBI's taxonomy places the organism in Eukaryota, Metazoa, Chordata, Actinopteri, Clupeiformes, Clupeidae.